This is a messenger RNA of Saccharomyces eubayanus, 942 nucleotides long. RefSeq names its product flavin adenine dinucleotide transporter FLX1 (gene FLX1). Gene Ontology annotation, molecular function: FAD transmembrane transporter activity; folic acid transmembrane transporter activity. Bases 1 to 942 code for a protein of 313 amino acids. The transcript has a single exon. Gene Ontology annotation, biological process: folate import into mitochondrion; nucleotide transport. The record is from RefSeq and is a predicted model, not a curated record. Gene Ontology annotation, cellular component: mitochondrion. NCBI's taxonomy places the organism in Eukaryota, Fungi, Ascomycota, Saccharomycetes, Saccharomycetales, Saccharomycetaceae.
AUGGUAGACCAAUGGACACCAUUGCAAAAGGAGAUCAUCUCAGGCUUGACCGCGGGGUCCAUAACCACCCUGGUAGUGCAUCCAUUAGAUUUACUUAAGGUUCGUUUGCAGUUAUCUGCCACGAAUGCGCAAAAGGCCCAUUAUGGUCCACCCACGGUGAUCAAGGAGAUCGUACGUUCAUCGGCCAAUAAUAGAUAUCGUACACUAAAGGUGAUCAAUGAACUAUACCGUGGACUAACCAUAAAUCUGUUCGGGAAUGCCAUUGCAUGGGGGGUUUAUUUCGGAUUAUAUGGCAUCAGCAAAGAACUAAUAUACAAGUCAGUGGCAGGGCCUGAGCAAAUCCAGCAUAAAGGCGCUAACAAUGACCACAAGAUGAAUUCGCUUAUCUACUUGUCUGCUGGCGCUGCCAGUGGACUGUUGACGGCUAUCUUGACGAACCCUAUCUGGGUCAUAAAGACAAGAAUCAUGUCCACCAGCAAAACUGCGCGGGGCUCUUACACUUCCAUAUACAAUGGUGUCCAGCGAUUGCUACGAACCGAGGGCCUACAAGGACUGUGGAAGGGUAUUGUUCCUGCACUAUUUGGUGUUUCGCAAGGCGCUUUAUAUUUUGCAGUUUAUGAUACUUUGAAGCAAAGAAAAUUGCGACAAAAGGGCGGCGUUGGCGAGAAGAACCAUUUAACAAACUUUCAAACCAUUGAAAUCACCUCCUUUGGCAAAAUGAUAUCUGUCACUUUGGUCUACCCUUUCCAAUUACUAAAAUCAAAUUUGCAGAGUUUUAGGGCGAAUGAACAAAACUUCAAGUUCAUUCCUCUAAUAAAACUGAUCGUUUCCAAUGACGGCUUCCUGGGACUUUAUAAAGGUCUGUCUGCAAACCUAGUACGAGCCAUUCCAUCCACCUGCAUUACGUUUUGCGUGUAUGAAAAUCUUAAACAUAGGCUCUAG